AUGACUGACUCCGGCCGCAAGGAUCUCUCCGACAAGCUCCAGGACAAGGCCACGCCUCAGAGUUCCAAGUCCACCACGGACAAGAUUGGCGACACUGUCACUGGCCUUGGUGACAAGGCCCAGCGCGACAUCGUCCCAGACAGCCAGAAGUCCACCGGCCAGUCCCUCCAGGACAAGACCUCCCGCGAGAAGGACGCCCACAAGGACGAGUCCUUCCUCGACAAGGCCAAGCACACCGUCGGCCUAGACAAGAAAUAG
Zasmidium cellare ATCC 36951 is the source of this 258-nucleotide messenger RNA. RefSeq lists its product as uncharacterized. Bases 1 to 258 code for a protein of 85 amino acids. NCBI's taxonomy places the organism in Eukaryota, Fungi, Ascomycota, Dothideomycetes, Mycosphaerellales, Mycosphaerellaceae. The record is from RefSeq and is a predicted model, not a curated record. The transcript is spliced from 4 exons.